CCUGCCGCGCAUUCCUGGCGUGGCGGCCGCCGCUCGGCGGCUGCUGGAGUAACCGCAGCCUUUGUUGCGAACGCCUGGUCCCUCGCGGCGCCCCAGCCCCUCACGCCGCCGGCCCGCCCUCGACCUCGGAUCCCCGUUGGUCUCGCGCCGCGCGGAUGCGGCUGCGGGGCCUGGGCUUGGGCUUCGCGCGGGAGGAGAAGUGGAGAGGCGGUGCCACCGGGGAGGCAUGCGAUGGGGAACUGCUGCUGGACGCAGUGCUUCGGGCUCCUCCGCAAGGAAGCGGGGCGGCUGCAGCGAGUCGGAGGCGGCGGAGGAUCCAAGUAUUUUAGAACAUGCUCAAGAGGUGAGCACUUAACUAUAGAGUUUGAGAAUCUAGUAGAAAGUGAUGAAGGAGAAAGCCCAGGAAGCAGUCAUAGGCCUCUUACUGAGGAAGAAAUCAUUGACCUAAGAGAAAGGCAUUAUGAUUCUAUUGCUGAAAAACAGAAAGAACUUGAUAUAAAAAUUCAAAAAGAGUUAGCCUUACAGGAAGAGAAGUUAAGACUAGAAGAAGAAGCUUUAUACGCUGCACAGCGUGAAGCAGCCAGGGCAGCAAAGCAGCGAAAGCUCUUGGAGCAAGAAAGGCAGAGGACUAUACAGCGAUAUCAUCUUUCCCGCAGUGGAGAAUAUCAAAGUUCAGGACCAGAAGAUGACUUUGAAUCCUGUUUAAGAAAUGUAAAGUCACAGUAUGAAGUUUUUCGAAGUAGUAGACUCUCAUCCGAUGCCACAGUUUUGACACCAAAUACUGAAAGCAGUUGCGAUUUAAUGACCAAAACUAAGUCAACUAGUGGAAAUGAUGACAGCACCUCCUUAGAUCUGGAAUGGGAAGAUGAAGAAGGGAUGAAUAGAAUGCUUCCAAUGAGAGAACGCUCCAAAACCGAGGAAGACAUCCUCCGAGCAGCACUGAAGUACAGCAACAAGAAGACAGGAAGUAACCCUACAUCCGCCUCCGAUGAUUCCAAUGGGUUGGAGUGGGAGAAUGAUUUUGUCAGUGCCGAAAUGGAUGAUAAUGGCAAUUCCGAGUAUUCUGGAUUUGUAAAUCCUGUAUUAGAACUGUCUGAUUCCAGCAUAAAGCUAUCUGAUGCAGAUCAACAGAAUCGAUAGGGGGACAUGGUAUUGAUCAGUUAUGACCAAAUGUUAAAACCCAGCUAGAAUGUAUGAAAGGUUGUGCUGAGCCUUUUGUAAAGGGGAGGUGUUGCAAGUGCUCAGAGUAGGAGUGAUAGGAGAUAUCUGAAUUGCUUCAGAAUUAAGUGCAAUUUCAUCAUCUGCCUUCCGCUUUUCAAGAUGACGUCAUCUCACGGAUCAAGUUUAUUUUCAUCAUCUUGUUUUCAUUACCAAAUCCCUGUCUGCUACUGUGGAUUUCCAGUUAAAAAAUAGUGUUAUUGAUUUCACUUGGAAUGUUUUAAGCCCAUUUCAGUUUCUAAAUCUGAAAAUAUUGAGGGUUUGGUUUUUUCCUUUUUUUUCCCAUUUAUUUUUCAGCAGAUGUGAAGGGUGCAUGAGGCGGACUUGCCAAAUUCACAUUCAGAAUAUGUUCCCUUUUCCGGCAUUAUCAAUUUCAAUGACUUGUUUGAAUUUUAUUGUCUCAUAGUAAGCACAAUUAAUUUGUGUAGAUGAUCCUAAGGAAGUGCUAAAGCAGUGGUUCUCAACCUUCCUCAUACCACGACCCUUGAAUACAGUUCCUCAGGUUGUGGUGACUC
Echinops telfairi (small Madagascar hedgehog) is the source of this 1733-nucleotide messenger RNA. RefSeq names its product adaptor related protein complex 1 associated regulatory protein (gene AP1AR). Lineage: Eukaryota; Metazoa; Chordata; Mammalia; Afrosoricida; Tenrecidae. The coding region runs from base 232 to 1140 and encodes 302 amino acids. Gene Ontology annotation, molecular function: AP-1 adaptor complex binding. Gene Ontology annotation, biological process: negative regulation of substrate adhesion-dependent cell spreading; negative regulation of cell motility; regulation of Arp2/3 complex-mediated actin nucleation. The record is from RefSeq and is a predicted model, not a curated record. The transcript is spliced from 10 exons.